AUGAGCGAAGGAGAAGACAAAACGGCACUGAUUCUCCUGGCCGAAGGUGCCGAAGAAAUGGAAGUCGUCAUCACAGCCGAUGUCCUCACUCGUGGAGGCGUCAAGGUUUUCAGUCUUCGCGGCAAAAAAAAAAACAAAUAUUUUUCAGGUGAAACUCGCGGGAAUCUCCGGACCUGACCCUGUGAGUUGAUCAUAAUGUCUUGCAGGAAAAUUUUUAGUCGCAAAUUAAUAAAUUAGUUUAUUCAACUUUUUGUGUAACUUUAUUUUCAUAUUGAACUCCAGUUAAAAUUCAUAUUUAUUAGGUGGUUUGUGCUAGAGGGACAAGAAUCCUGCCGGAUGUUGCUUUGGAAGACGUCAAGGAGAAGCAGUACGACCUGAUCGUACUACCUGGAGGGCAACCCGGAAGCAACACAUUGGCAGCGGUGAGAGCUUUAGCAUCCUUCUGAAUACGAGUUGACGGCUCAGAGCGAACUCGUCGGCACGAUGCUCCGUGCUCAAAACGAGGCCAACCGGUUGAUUGGAGCAAUCUGCGCGGCUCCGAUUGCCCUCAAGGCUCACGGAAUCCAGGUGGAGCAGUUGACGAGCCACCAGUCCGUCAAGGCGCAGCUGCAGAAUGCCGGUUUGGUUGGAGUUUUAGUUCGCUGUCAACUCGGAUGUCAAGGCUUCGCUUAUUCGGAUGAGCGCGUCGUCGUUUCCGGCAGCGUGAUCACGUCUCGCGGCCCCGGAACCGCCUUCGAGUUUGCGCUGAAACUCGUCGAACUUCUCGUCAGCAAAGAAAAGGCUGCAUCCCUUGUCGAACCGCUCGUCCUCAAGUUGUGA
Caenorhabditis auriculariae is the source of this 819-nucleotide messenger RNA. The record is from the annotation of a GenBank genome assembly. NCBI's taxonomy places the organism in Eukaryota, Metazoa, Nematoda, Chromadorea, Rhabditida, Rhabditidae.